Messenger RNA from Hyaloperonospora brassicae, 1089 nucleotides. NCBI's taxonomy places the organism in Eukaryota, Oomycota, Peronosporomycetes, Peronosporales, Peronosporaceae. The record is from the annotation of a GenBank genome assembly.
AUGCGUUUUGUCUACUCCGCUGCCGCCGCUCUCGUCGCUGUUUUUGCUGCCAGUGUCGCGACUUCGACUAGUGCCGACGCGAACGCUCUCCUCGAGUCCGACGUGUCUCUUGUCGGUCGCGUGACGGACGGCAACGCCUACGACGUGGACACGCAGAGGCUUCUGCGCGAGUCAUUCGACGACGAUGAGUCGUCGCUGUUGGUGGAAUGGGAGGAGAGAGCUAAUAAUGCAGUAGUUGCUACAGAAGCGGCGUCGGUGGCUGAAACGGCUGCUAAAAAAAUUGGCCUCUGGGCCAGAGGAGUGGACAAAGGGUUGGAUUAUACGGUCGCCGCGUCGAAUAGACUUGCGAGCUUCAAUGAGAAGUACAAGGUCUUGGGGAAGCCGAUCAAGUGGUGGUCGUCGCUUUUCAAGUGGCUGUCUGGAAAGUCGCUUUUGCAGAAGUUCUUGAAGAAGUUCAAGGAUAUUAAGAUCGAAGAUUCAACGAUCGGGGACCGCUUCGAGGCGUCUGUGAAGAGGCACAAGAAGGUUCUCGUCGUGACUGAAGAUGCCGGAACUGCCGAGACUGCUGGGGCUACUCGCGCUGUCGACCCCAACGGAGUAGCGAACGCGGGUGGUCGCCCUACUACAGCUGAGCUAAAUCCACUUGCAAUGAAAAAUGUUGCUAGAGCUGCAGCUGGCGAUGCGGAUCUCAUCACGAAGAAAGUGCAGGAUCUCCAUCAGGAGGGCUAUCGCAUGAUUGCGAAAGCCUGGGAAACGGGGAAAUACCAAAUGGUGGGCCCUGAGAAAAUCAAAGCGUUUGAGACCGGUUGCAUGAACACUAUAAACCAGCUCGCUGACCUAGAAAAAGCUGUCACGAAUAAACUCAAAGAAGCGGAUGAUGGUGCCAUUAAAUCGGCAUGGGACUUGAUCGACAAUUGGCGCCCGGAUUUCGUUAAUCACGUUGAAAAUAAUGUGUUACGGGCUUUGAGGACAGUGAACGACAACAAGGAGGUCAAAGCUAUCAGGGAGGAGAUCAAGACGUUCGUUGACAACCUUCCACAUCGAAAGCUGGACGAACUUGAGACAAAAAAGAAUUUCAGGGAUGUAUGA